Messenger RNA from Saxophila tyrrhenica, 801 nucleotides. RefSeq lists its product as uncharacterized. Bases 1 to 801 code for a protein of 266 amino acids. NCBI's taxonomy places the organism in Eukaryota, Fungi, Ascomycota, Dothideomycetes, Mycosphaerellales, Extremaceae. The transcript is spliced from 2 exons. The record is from RefSeq and is a predicted model, not a curated record.
AUGUCCUCCAACAGCAGCACGACUUGGGAGACUGAGAAUGGUAGAGGUCGGGCAGAGCAGCGUGUAUCCAUAGAUGCCACUGGAUCCAACAGAGCUCAAUCCCGACCAUCAAGCACUUCGUCGCAGAGCAGUUCCCACAACCUGGAAGGUAGUCCGGACACAGCUGCCGGACGCUCCUGGGAGAUCAAGGCUUCGCCAAUCGUCGCCGCAGGUAACGUUCACGACUGGGAUCAGAGACAAGAUUUGUUCCUACGAGCAAGAAGAGACAUACCUGCAGGCGCAGAGAUCUUGGUCCCGUAUGUGAGGGAAAUGCAACCAUACGACAUGCGAAAGGAACAAAUCUGUUCGUACGGUUUCGUUUGUACCUGUGCGGCCUGCGUUCCAGGUACCGAAUACUUCAAUGAAAGUGAAUUUCGCAGAAUCGAGCUGGAUGGCCUGUGGAAAAUCGUGACUAAGCUGCACUCUAACGGUGCUCCCGAACUGUCAAGCACACCGAUCAAAGAACAGAUCCGGUUGAUGGAGCGCAUGGUGCAGUUAUGCGAUCAAGAACCAGCCAUGCAGCUCUACAAGGCUCAGGUGAGGUUCAUGCUUGGCUUCCGUUACGGCGAAGAAGGGGACGCCGAAAAGGCGCAGCCCAAUCUGGAGGAAGCUGUGAGAUUGUUGACGAUAACCGGGGGCGAGGAUGACGAUAUGACCAAGGAGUGUAAAAGCGAUCUUCGAGACCUGAAACGCGGGCUGCUGCGUUCCCGCGCUCUCGAGGAUAGGCGCGUCGAUGCCCUCCAGGCACAGCGGAAGGGAUGA